GAAGUUCAACUGGACGGCGAAACUUGUCAUUUCACUUGGACCCUCAAACUUCUUGUCUUUGUAUGCGCAUGAAACCUGCAGAUUUUGGUGGGUUUGUGUUCCCAGUCUCCUUGAUUCUGAUUCAUGGAAUUGGACACAGAAGUUGCAGUAGGAGACAGCUCUGUUAUAGAAAAGUCCGGUGAACUAGAAGGUGGUGAAAUUCUAGAGCCAUAUGUUGGUAUGGAAUUUGAAUCGGAAGAUGAUGCCAGGAAAUUCUAUACAGUGUAUGCCAGACGGGUAGGAUUUGUAGUGCGUAUUAUGCAACGUCGUCGUUCUGGGAUUGAUGGGAGAACACUUGCUCGUAGACUUGGGUGUAACAAGCAGGGUUUCUCUCCUACUCACAAGGGUGCACUUGGACCUGAAAAGAAGCCAAGACCAAGUGCACGAGAAGGUUGCAAAGCAACAAUAUUGGUGAAGAUGGAAAAGUCUGGAAAAUGGGUUGUUACAAGAUUUGUAAAGGAUCAUAAUCAUCCUCUGGUUGUCACUGCCGAUGGAUACAGUACAGUGGGUGACAAAGACAAGAAAAUCGAAGAACUUACUCGGGAGUUGGAGCGUCAAGACCAACUAUGUGCAGCAUACCGAGAAAAGUUACUCACUUUUAUGAAUAACGUUGAGGAGCAAACGGAAGAGCUGUCCUCAAACAUCCAAGUUAUUGUUGACAAUAUCAGGAAAGUUGAAUCUGAAGUGCUGAAACUUUCCCAUCAUAGCCAUAGAUAACAUUGCCAUUCAUUGAAUCUGAGGGUUUACUUAGGAGCAAGAUUUGUGAAUAAGUUUAUGAGACCUGUCAUGUACAUUACUUACUAGAAUCAGUUUCUUUAACUCCAGAUGGUUGAUUACUUGAUAUUUAAUAUGGUGUAAGCUAUUUAAAAUUGGUUUAUUAGAUGGAAUGGAAGCUUGUGUAAAAGCUAAAGCAUUUUUUUUU
Molecule: messenger RNA, 961 nt
Organism: Pistacia vera
Lineage: Eukaryota; Viridiplantae; Streptophyta; Magnoliopsida; Sapindales; Anacardiaceae
Product: protein FAR1-RELATED SEQUENCE 5-like
Exons: 3
Coding region: 124-756 (210 amino acids)
Source: RefSeq, a predicted model, not a curated record